Fusarium musae is the source of this 951-nucleotide messenger RNA. RefSeq lists its product as uncharacterized. The record is from RefSeq and is a predicted model, not a curated record. The transcript has 3 exons. The coding region runs from base 1 to 951 and encodes 316 amino acids. Lineage: Eukaryota; Fungi; Ascomycota; Sordariomycetes; Hypocreales; Nectriaceae. Gene Ontology annotation, molecular function: oxidoreductase activity, acting on the CH-OH group of donors, NAD or NADP as acceptor.
AUGUCAUUCCCCAAGAUAGACAAGGACACCCUGGACCGUGUAGUAGAAUUGGCCAAGAACAAGAAAAUCCUGGCUGGAGCUGCUGCAGUGUUCCUGAUAGGCCUUCUCCCACGAUUCAACGCAUGGCUUACCAGGAGAAAGGUCAACAAUUACCUUACCGACAACAGUUGGGACUGGACUAGGGAAAUCGUUGUUGUCACUGGCGGUAGCAGUGGUAUUGGCAAAGAGAUUGUCCUCAAACUUGCAAAGAAGCACAUCAAGGUCAUAGUUAUUGAUCUGAAAGAUCCAAGCUAUCAACUUCCCCCCAACGUAUCUUUCUGCUCAGCAGACCUCUCUGACCCCGUCGAGAUCUCCAAAGUCGCCGAGCAGAUUGUCUCUGAACAUGGCGACCCGACAGUGCUCAUUAACAACGCUGGAAUCGGCAACGCUAUGUCUAUGCUCGCUUGUCCCGAGUCCAAGAUCCGCAAAGUUUUUCACGUAAACAUCAUCGCACCGAUACUGCUUGUGAAGCACUUCCUGCCUACCAUGAUACGAAGAAACCAUGGCCAUAUUGUCAACGUUGGAAGCCUUGCUAGCUUCUCUACCCAGGCGAGUAACGUCGAGUACGGGUGUACCAAGUCUGGACUUCUCGCAUUCCAUGAGGGCUUGCUACAGGAAUUGAGGCACAUCUACAAGGCUCCGCUGGUGCGUGCAAGCAUCAUACAUCCGACUUGGGUGAAGACUCCGUUGAUCGCAGACCUCAUCGCCAAGGGGAAAAUGAAGGACACCACGAUAUCUGCAGAGUCUGUCGCUGAUGGUGUUGUGAACCAGCUUUAUACUGGGUAUGGAGCUCAAGUCAUCGUACCAAAUUCCUCGGCCUGGACUUCUCUGAUACGCGGGUUCCCUGGUUGGAUUCAGGAAGGUUUACGUGACAAGGUGUCUCUUGGACUUCUACAUGCAAUGGAUAAUUAG